GAUGGUUUGGUGUGGGAAGAGCAGCCCCUUCCCUGCCACCACGGAUGGUUUGGUGUGGGAAGAGCAGCCCCUUCCCUGCCACCACGGAUGCUGUUGUUGGCCCUCGAGGGUGUGGAGAUGUGGGAGAGGCUGUGGGAGCAGCACCAAGGGGUUAACAGGUCCCCCGGGGGGAGCCUGGAGGGACUCACACCCUCUGCCCAAUCCCGGGAAUCCCUCUGUGCUAAUUGAGCACUAAGCAGAUCAAAGGCUCCAAUCAGGGAAUCAACACCCCCCUGGCCUCAGCUCCGGGUCCCCAGCCCGGGCUGCCCUUUGUCUGGAGAAGGAGAGCAGGGCAGGGGCAAUGUGGCUUCUCCCCAGCCUGGCCUGGGCUCUCCUGAGCCCCGUCCUGGGCUCGGAGCUGAACGUGCAGGAGAGUUUGUUGUUGAAAUCCUUGGGCCUGAGCACCAAGCCCAGCCCGAAAACCCCCGUCCCGGUGCCUCCCGUGCUCUGGAGGAUCUUCCAGAAGAGAAAGACGCCUCCCUCGACGGACAAAGACCCCCUGGAUGCCUGUAGGGUGGAGGAAUUUAAUGUCCCCGGGAACAUCAUCCGAGUCCUCACUGACCAAGGCCCCUUCAUGCCCGAGGAGCAGCCCCAGGGGUGGCUGUGCCUGCGGAAGCGCCUGUUCUUCAACCUCUCCGUGCUGGAGGAGGGCGAGCGCUUGACCAUGGCCCAGCUGGAGAUCAAAUUCCACCACAAUUCCUACCACCCCUCCCGCCAGGGGCAGGUCUUUGAGCUGAGGCUCUUCCAGACCCCCGAGGUGUCCCCCCCGGGGGUCCCCGAGCCCAGGCGGAGCCCGCUGGUGGAACAGUCCUUUGCUCAGCUGCACAAGUCCCUCCUCUUCAACCUGAGCGCGGCGGCGGCGAGGGAGCGGAGGACUCGCGGCGGGAGCUUGGGAUUGAUCCUGGAGAUCUCGGCGGGCAUCACCGGGGCGGGCGGGGCCCCGCGGGGCCUCUGCUCCGGCAUCGACUCCUUCCUGGACACCUCCCUGCUGGUGGUGACCCUGAGCCAGCAGUGCCAGGCCCCCCGGAGGAGGAGGAGGAGGAGGAGGAAUGCCGGGCUCCCCCCGCUCACCCCGAGCAACCUGUGCAGGGCGCGGCGGCUCCACAUCAGCUUCAGCGACGUGGGCUGGGAGAACUGGAUCAUCGCCCCCCAGGGCUACCUGGCCAACUACUGCCGGGGGGAGUGCCCCUUCCCCCUGACGGCCGAGCUCAACAGCACCAACCACGCCGUCCUGCAGACCAUGGUGCACUCGCUGGACCCCCAGGGCACCCCCCAGCCCUGCUGCGUCCCCGUCAGGCUCUCCCCCAUCUCCAUCCUCUACUACGACAACAGCGACAACGUGGUGCUGCGGCACUACGAGGACAUGGUGGUGGACGAGUGUGGCUGCAGGUAGAGGGGGAGCAGGGGGUGGCUGCUGGGUGGAACAAACCCCGAGUGGUUCCAUCCCCUCCGUGCCGGUGUCCGGGGAGUUUCCCGUGGGUGCGUCGGGGGUCGGAGAGCUCUGGGGUGGCACGAAGGGAUGGUGGCUGGAGUGAGUUGUGGUUUAGGGCUGAAGUUGUGAUUUAGGGUUGAAGUUGUGUUUUUUAGGGCUGGAGUUGUGAUUUAGGGCUGGACUUGUGGUUUAGGGCUGGACUUGUGGUUUAGGGCUGGACUUGUGGUUUAGGGCUGGACUUGUGAUUUAGGGCUGGACUUGUGGUUUAGGACUACCUGGGUGUUGGGCUGGGAUUAUGAUCAAACCUGGUGCUGGUUUUCCAUUCCCUGCUCCACAGGGGGUGGCAGCACCAGGCUGUGAGUCCCAGACCCCCCCUGAGCUGUUGGUGCUUUGGGUUCCUUGGCUCGGCACCUUUCUCGGGGCAUAAACGGCUUUGGGAGGUGAAAUGGGGCUGGGGGGGUCCCCGGGCGUGGCCGUGAGGGGAGGAGGUGACUGGUGCUGCUGCAGGACAGGGGGAUGGUGGGAGGGCACGAGCUCUGGGUGACCAAAUCCCACCCCCGGGGGGGAGGCAGAGCCCGGGGUGGGACACACGAGUUUUUCUCCCUGGCUGGGGGAGCUCAGCCCUGAGCUGGUUUUAUGGUGACAGGGUGGCUUGGGGGGCCAGAGGUGGUGGGUGGCCAAGUGCAACGGAGAUUUUGCCCCAAAAAAACCCUCCGGGAGCUGCAGGAUGGAUGUUGUGGCCCGGGGGGGGGGCAUGGGCAAGGGGUCGGUGGCAUCUUCUCCCCUCCCAACCCGCUGUGUCAGUAUUAAUUUACCUCAUUUGCAAAUGGAUGAGCCCGGGGUGGCCUCUGUCCCCGUGUGUCCCUCUGUCCCCGUGUGUCCCUCUGUCCCCGGGUGUCCCUCUGUCCCUGUGUCCCCCCCAGGUGGCAGCCGAGCACCAGGCACGGGCAGAGCUCUCAGGCCCUUGUGCGUUUUAGGGUUAUUUUGGGUUUAUUUGUUGCUUUCUGGGUGGGCCCCGGGCCCCUGCACUGGUAUUUAACGCCUCUAACGAGCAGCCCCGGGCAGCAGGGACCCAAAUCUGCCCCGUCCCCCCCUCGUUGAUCACUUUUCUUCCACUUCCCAGCGCGUGGGCUCCGAGUUUUCCAGCAGCUCGAGGUUUAAAUCCUGGGCCUGGCUCCUGAGUAUCUGUUCAAAGCCACCCCCAGCCCUUCAGGUGGGGCUUUCCUGACACCACUUUUGGGGUUCAUUUUUUUUUUUUUUUUAAUUUUAGGGUAAGGGGUGGGAACAGAACAGGAAUCUGAGUUAGACUUGAAUUUUUUUGCUCUUUUUUUUUUUUUUUUUUGGAACUGUGAACCUGCCCCCGUGGCCUCUGUUUAUUUUCUCUGCUGUUUUCGUCUUCGAGGUCUGAUGAAGUUUUACCACCUCCUUCCCACCCCCUCCCGUGGCAAGCACUGAGGGUUUAACCACUGUGGGGGUCCCCUGUGAUGGUGUUUUUUUUGCUUAACAACACCCCCUAAAAUGUGUAGCUGAAGACCAAGACCGGAGCAGCUCGGGUACUUUUAGGUGUAGCUUUUACUAAGCUUUUCCCACCCAGGUGUUUUCCUCAGAGCUCCAGGGCAAGCCCAGCCCAGCCCUGCUCAAACCCACCUCAACCACUGAAGAUGUUCUAAGGGCUUAGAGUGGGGUUAACUCUGGGGAGUUAAAUCCCAGAUUUAAGAUCAAGAGUGAAAAAAAAACACAAAAAAACCAACCUCGAAGUAUUAAUUAUUUUGUUCCUGUGCUGGGGCCAGGAGGGGACUCCUGACCUGCUCCUCCAACACCACGAAGGGCAAAUGUCCCCCUCCUGCAGCCAGGGAGCCACUGGAGCCACCCUGGAGCAGCUACAAGGAGUUUAUGCCCGGGGUGGUGCCCAGACCUGGCCUAAACCCCCCCAGGAGCAGCUCUGCUGAGCCCCCAGCCCUGUGCCACAGGGAAAAGCCAUGUCCAUGUUUACUGCAGUGCUGGACUGGGCCCCUCCAGGUCCAGCCUUUCCCAAAUCCUGGGGGCUCCCACCCUGCACCCCCCCCCCCCCCCCCGGGGCCGGCGCAGGGAAGAGGGGUUGGGGGAUUUCCCCGUUUUCCCCGUUAAGUGGGUAACUCCCCCUCCCCCCCCCCUGCUUUGCCCCCCCCCCCCACCACCACUUUUGUACUAGUCUGUGUUUAAAAAAAGUAAUAAACUUGAAGUUUAUACAAUCA
Molecule: messenger RNA, 3705 nt
Organism: Corapipo altera (White-ruffed manakin)
Lineage: Eukaryota; Metazoa; Chordata; Aves; Passeriformes; Pipridae
Gene: GDF1
Product: growth differentiation factor 1
Exons: 2
Coding region: 341-1432 (363 amino acids)
Biological process (GO): SMAD protein signal transduction; BMP signaling pathway
Cellular component (GO): extracellular region
Molecular function (GO): growth factor activity; cytokine activity
Source: RefSeq, a predicted model, not a curated record